Messenger RNA from Arachis ipaensis, 4325 nucleotides. Lineage: Eukaryota; Viridiplantae; Streptophyta; Magnoliopsida; Fabales; Fabaceae. The record is from RefSeq and is a predicted model, not a curated record.
UGUUCCAAAGCUAAAAACCUUGAGGUUAACCAACUUGUCUUGUCUUAUGGAGAUUGGCUUUGAACAUGACGCAAUUCUUCAAAGAAUAGAGUCAUUGCUUUUAGAGAAUUGUCCUAAAUUGGAUAAUAUAGUACCUUCAGAGAAGAAAAUACGUUUCAAUUUCUUGACCAAUUUGGAAGUGGUAGAGUGUAAAUGCAUGAAAUAUGUAAUGACACUUUCAACAGCUAAAAGCUUGGGUCAACUCGUCAAAAUGAAGAUAACCAAUUGUGAAUCUCUGAAGGAUAUUAUUGUAUCAGAUCGUCAAAUAGUAGAUGAAGUCAAUGAACAGAGCAGGACUAAUAAUAAGAUAGUUUUUAAACAAAUGAAAGCUCUUGAACUUGUAUCUUUGAAGAAUCUUAAAAGUUUCUGCAGUUCCAAGAUUUAUUCUCUUGAGUUUCCAUUAUUGGAGAAAUUCGUGGUGAGUGCUUGCCCCAAAAUGGAAAAGUUCUCUGAAAAAGAAAUCAAAACCAUGCCAACAAUUAUGCAAAAAGUGUAUGUUGUACGUGAUGAAGAGAAGAGAUUGUGCUGGAAUGGUGAUUUACGAGCCACAAUAGAACAUAUAUACAAUAAGAAGAAAUAUUAUGAAGGUAUGGACAAAAUAAGUGUUUCCGAGCAUUCGGUACUUGAAGAAGGCUGGAAGACUGAAAAAGCUCUUGACAAAGGUUGGUUUCACAGUUUGAAGACUUUGACGUUGGAAAGGUGUAAAUUUGAAUCAUUUGCAAUUCCAUCGUUUGUUCUUCGAUGUUUGAAGAGCCUAAAAGAAUUGGAAGUGCGAAAUUGUAAAAACAUCACAUGCAUUUUUGAAAUGAAUGACAUCAAGGGAACAUUCCAGUUGGAGAAGCUCACUUUGGAAGAGCUACCAAAUGUGACUCACGUUUGGCCCCAACAGGAUAAACAAAAUGACAGCCGCUUUCGAAAUCUGCAGCAGGUGUCUGUCAAGUCUUGUAGAAAACUGAAAGCCUUGUUUCCUGUAGCCAUAGCUACAAAUCUUAAGAUGCUUGAGCAACUUGAAGUACAUUUUUGUGAUGAGCUGCGAGAAAUUGUUGAGAAAGAUAGCGGUGGAGGUGGUGAAACAAAAAAGUUUGUGUUUCUUUAUCUAACACGGUUGAGAUUGUAUAACUUGCCGCAACUCGCUCACUUUUAUGAUGGAAUGUUCACUUUUGAGUGUCCAGAGUUAAACAUUUUGUAUCCGUUCAACUGCAACAAAUUUGACCUAUUUCAGACACCACAAGGAAAUAGCCCUCCAAUUACUAGACCACCCCUUUUCUCAAAUAUAAAGGACAUUUCCAAGGUGAAAACUUUGAGCAUGAAAUCGAAGGACACUUGGGUGCUAAAGUCAUGGUUACAGCAGUCCGAGGAUCUUGAACUUGAAUAUUUAAGGGGACUAAUGUUAACCUUUGAUGAUGAUGUGAAUAAUGAGUACUCUACUUUGCAGUGUGAAAUACUUGGGAGGCGGACACCCAAGUUACAGAGAAUGGGCAUUAUGAAUUCCACAAGCCUCAAGAAGAUAUUGUUCCCCCAUCAAAAUCCCAAGUUCCUUGAACACUUAGAGUACUUGUCCCUAAGCUGCCUAUUUGAGCUAAGCUCCAUUGGCGGGUUAGACUGCUUGGCAAAGCUCCAGGAAUUAAUUGUUUGGCGUUGUCCACUUUUGAGGGCAAUAGAGCAAUAUCCAACCAAUCUGAAAAAAUUGAAUGUGGUUGGAUGUCAUGGAUUACAGUGUUUGCUCACAUCCUCUGCAGCAGGAAGCUUAAAGCACCUUGAGGAGUUGUACGUUUAUGAUUGUAAAUCAUUGAAAGACAUAGUGCAAAAAGAGCAAGAUGAUGAAACAGCCACAGAAGAGAUCAUCUUUGAGCAGCUAAAGCGCAUAAGUCUUCAACAUUUGAGAAGCCUGGAAUGCUUUUAUCAAGGCAAUGCUGCCUUGAAGUUACCCUCUCUCGCUCAGGUGAAGAUAUGGAUGUGCUCCAAGAUGACCAUCUUCUCUCAACAAUUGAGAGAUGAAGAUCCUUCAAGAAAAAUCCAAGCUUCUCUCUACGAACCAGAUGUUUCGGUCUUCACCAUCUUCUCUGAACAAUUGAGAGAUGUAGAUCCUUCAAGAAAAAUCCAAGCUUCUCUCUACGACCCACAUGAUUUGGUCUUCGAAUUUUCUCAAGAGGUUCUCAACGUUGUACUAGGAAAGCAGUUCUUAUAUCAGACAGCUUUAUUUCUGAAUAAUUAUCCUGAACUGGAAGGGAAAUGGGUUGGCUCAUCAGAAAUCCCAGUUGAGUGGUCUUUUAUCGGUUUAAAAUAUUUGGAGGUGGAUGGUUGUGACUUUUUAACAAAUGCAGUUCUCCCAUCUCAUUUACUUCCUCUUCUAAGUAAUUUGGAACAGCUGCAAGUGAGGAAAUGUAAACAUGUUGAGGCAAUAUUUGACGUGAAAGAUACAUCAGCAAAACAUGAUGAUCCUGUUACAUUUCGCCUGAGGACAAUUGUUUUGAAAGAGCUUCCAAGUAUGAGGCAUGUUUGGAACAAUGAUCCCAAAGCAAGUCCCUUCAGCUUUCCAUUUCUGGAGGGAGUUGGUGUUCAGGAAUGUAAACGAAUAAAAAAUCUGUUUCCAGCAUCAGUUCCCAGAGACUACCUAAGGCAUUUAGAUGUGAGAAAAUGUGGGGAGUUAGAGGAGAUUGUUGCAAAAGAUGAAGCAUUUCCCCAAGAUGCAAAUAAUAAAGAGAUUGAUAUGUUAUUCCCCCAAUUGACCUUUAUGGUGCUAUGGGCUUUGCCAGAGCUGAGAUGCAUUUGUUCUGGAAUGCAGAAUUUGUUAGAUCAGUCUGUUGUCUUAACAAGAUUAUACGUUUUUAGUUGUCCAAAGCUCAAAGCUUUUGCAGCAGAUAUUCUUAAUUCAUAUCCAGGGGGUGAAGAUUGUUUUGCAACUGAUGAUGACAAACACAGCUUUGUUUCUUCUGCACAGAAGGUUAUUACAUCCACUUUUGAGGAACUGGUGCUGAGUAAGGAAGAUGUUACAAUGAUUGAGAAGGGACUACUUCAUGUGGACCUCCAAAACUUAAAUUACUUGGGACUGGAUAGCUUCAAUGAUAAUGAAUCAGAUGAAUUUCCAGAUGUUUUCUUUUCCAAGGUGUCACUACCGAAAUUAACGGAGAUUCAGCUGGUAGAUUGCGCCUUUAAAGAUAUAUUCCGUCCAAAAGGGCCUGACAUUGAUUAUUCCAAAAUCCUCUCGCAGCUUAAAUAUUUGGAGAUUAACAAACUACACAACCUCUAUUCGAUGGGGUUUGAGCACCUCUGGAUGGCCCCCCUUCUUGAAAUGCUAGAAACGUUGAAGGUUUCGGAAUGCAACUUGUUGAAAAAUUUGGCAGCAUCAUCUGCCGUGUCUUUCUUCUAUCUCACUCAACUGAAGGUAGAGAAUUGCGCAAGAUUGAAAUAUUUGUUCAAAUCUUCAACUGCCAAAAGUUUGGGUGCACUGCGAGAAUUGUCCAUUACCAAGUGUGAAUUAUUGGAGGUAGUAGUGGCUCAUGAAGAGGGAGAUAAACCAGAAGAUAUGAUACUAUUAAGUAAGCUUGGUACUUUGUCUCUCAACGAGUUACCAAAACUUGAAAGCUUUUACACGGGGAAUUCAACUUUGUAUUUCCCAGGGCUAUGUAGUAGUUUAUUGUGCACGAUCACUAAGUGCAAUAAGAUGAAGACUUUCUCUCAUGGCGACGUGCUACCCAAGUUUAUGCAAGGGAAAAUAGAUGAAGACCCUUGGCAUGGUGAUCUGAAUGCCGCAGUCCAGAAACACUUUCAGAAAGCAAGCAUUAUCACAACUACUUACCCCUGGACUUAUAUGGACUUGUUGCCUACUGAGAGAAGCUUAUUGUUGCUUUCAUUCAUCACGCUGGCCCAGAGUGCUAAUAGUACACUCAAGAAGAAACAGCGCAGAACACUUGAAUUGCCAGUGAGUACGGCUCAGUGUCCCCCGGAAUACAAUGAGAAUGUAACUGGAUAGCACCAUGGUGGCAACUACUAAUGGAAGGAUUUUCUUUUUCGGCCGGAGUGUAGUGUGCAUGAAUAAAUUACCUGUGUUUCUGCAGGAAGUGUGAAAGGAAUAAUCUUGUAUUACAGUAGCUAGAUGUGUGUGAUCUUUUUAAUUGCAGAAAGGAUUGUCAUAAAUAAAUUGUACCUGUAAUUUUACAGGAGGUGUUUAUGUUUUUUUUUAGAAUAAAGAUGAUAUGUAUGUUCACAUACAUGGAGUUUGUAUUGUUUUAAAACUGGAGGUGUGUUUUAAUUUCAGCAAUAAAGUUCACGUGUUAUUUCCUCAA